This is a messenger RNA of Paecilomyces variotii, 606 nucleotides long. RefSeq names its product 50S ribosomal protein L19e. NCBI's taxonomy places the organism in Eukaryota, Fungi, Ascomycota, Eurotiomycetes, Eurotiales, Thermoascaceae. Gene Ontology annotation, biological process: translation. The record is from RefSeq and is a predicted model, not a curated record. Gene Ontology annotation, cellular component: cytosolic large ribosomal subunit; ribosome. The coding region runs from base 1 to 606 and encodes 201 amino acids. Gene Ontology annotation, molecular function: RNA binding; structural constituent of ribosome. The transcript has 4 exons.
AUGCAAUUAAGUCUUCUUUCUCUGAAUAGGGUCAACCUUCGCACCCAGAAGCGCCUCGCGGCCUCCGUGGUCGGCUGUGGCAAGCGCAAGAUCUGGCUUGACCCCAACGAGGUCAACGAGAUCUCCAAUGCCAACUCCCGUCAGACCAUCCGCAAGCUCGUCAGCGAUGGCCUCAUCAUCCGCAAGCCGGUCACCAUGCACUCGCGCGCCCGUGCCCGUGAGCUGAACGCCGCUCGUCGUAUCGGCAGACACCGUGGUCUCGGUAAGAGAAAGGGUACCAAGGAUGCCCGUAUGCCCAGCCAAGUCCUGUGGAUGCGCCGCAUGCGUGUUCUUCGUCGUCUCCUGGUCAAGUACCGUGCCUCCGGCAAGAUCGACAAGCACCUCUACCACGAGCUCUACCACCUGAGCAAGGGUAACACCUUCAAGCACAAGCGUGCUCUGAUCGAGCACAUCCACAAGGCCAAGGCCGAGAAGGCCCGUGAGCGUGUCCUCAAGGAGGAGAUGGAUGCUAAGCGUGCCAAGACCCGUGCCGCCCGUGAGCGACGACAGGAGCGUAUCUCCGCCAAGCGUAACGCUCUGGUCGAGGAGGAGGAGGCUCAGGAGUAA